CAGUGUCCUGAGGGGACAGGGAUGAACACAGCGCCCCCCCCCCCCGUUCUCCCUGUGCCUAGGAGCCAGGGCCGACAUCCCUGGGGGCCGGCUGAAGGACACCGAGGCCCCGUGCUGGGAGCAAGAGGCAGGCCUGCCCCAUGGGACAAAGCUUCUAGAGCCAGGUGGCCCUGGUUCUGAUCCCCAGCUGCUCCGUAAGACCAGGCUGAUCCCCUGGGCCGAGGUACUUGUCUCCUCCCAGGCCAUUGGUGGAGACAAAGUAGACAUCACACGGGGAGACAGACACCCAGCCCGACGCCACACAUGGAGCGGGUGCUCAGGGUGGACACACCAGUAUUUGCUGGCGAGCCGUGAAACAUACUCUCAUCCAUCGUUCAUCAGGCAAUCCCCGCGCUCCUACCGCGCACUAGGUGCUCUGCUAGGGACUCGGCAAGUGACCAAGACAGACAAAAAUCCCUACGCUCCUAGACCCAGACUGGCGUGUGUAGGUGGGUGGCAUGCCUGGGUGGCUCGGCCCAUUAAGCAUCUGCCUUCAGCUGGAGUCAUGAUCCUGGGGUUCUAGGAUCGAAUCCUGCAUCAGGCUCCUUGUUCAGCGGGAAGCCUGCUUCCCCCUCUGCCUGCAGUUUCCCCUGCUAGCGCUCUCUCUCUCUCUCUGUCUCUCUCUUCCUGUGACAAAUAAAUAAAAUCAUAAAAAAUAAAAUAGGCAAUAAAUUCCCUGCUUCUCAGCGCCAUGGUGAAAAGUACACAAGAUGAAGGGCCUGGCACGAUCCUCAAUCUAUUACUGCCAUCAUUUCAUAAGUAGCGAGCACGCGGUAGGAGCCGGAUAAUCUGAUGGCUCAGCCAGGCCCCUGUGGGUAUACCGACUUCCCACUGGCUGACAGCAACCCGAAUGUAUUCCCUUAGCGUUCUGAAGGUCAGAAGCUCAGAACAGGACAGGGCUGAGUUCAUUCUGGAAACCCUAAGGGAGAAUCUGUUUCCUUGCCUUUUCUAGCUGCUAGAGGUUGCCCGUGUUCCUUGCCACAUGACUGCAUCACUGUGACCUCUGCUUACGUUAUCCUAUCACCUCUGACUUUGACCUUCUUGCUUCCCUCUUAUAGAGAACACUUGUGUUUACGUUGGGCCCACUUGGAUAACACAGGCUAACUUUUCCUUCCAUCAAGAGCCUUGUCUCGAUUACACCUGCAAACCUUCUUUUGCCCUGUAAGAAUGUCUCAGGAGAAUGACACAUGGAAGAAAGAGGUGCUGGGGGAUGAGCUCAUCGCCAUGAGACUGCAGAAGCUGGAACACCAGAGACGGCUCUUUGAGAAGAAGCAGCGGCGGAAGCGCCAAGAGCCCCUCAUGGUUCAGGCCAAUCCCGACGCCUCCCUGUGGCCCCGGCGACCAUGGCGACGGGAGGAGCGCCUCGCGGGUGACAGCAGCCUUGGGAACCCUUUCCUCCAGGAAAACGUGCCAGAGGCACACCUGCGCUCUGGUGUCCACAGUGCCCUGGGCAUCGUGAGCUGCGGUGGAGAUGGCAGCGGUGAGCAUGGCCCACUGGCAUCGCCGACAGAAGGAGACAGUUCCGACCCAGAGUUGGAGGAAGUUUCCGUGGAGGAUGUCCCCGCUUCUCCACCUCCUUAUAAAGAGCCUCCAGGGACUCGACGCAGGGGUUGGCCAGCCCACCAACGACCUGGGGCCAGUGCGGAGGAAGAGAGUGAACCCCGGGAUGUUGGAAAUGAAUACGAGGCCCCCAGUCCACAACCAAACCCGGGCAUGGAUGAUGACCUGGGACGCGGAGACUUGGCCUCCAACAAGGGCGAAGACCUGGAAGAGAAGAAAGAGGAGUUGGAGUCCAGAGUGAGGACGUCCCCACCGGCAGCCGAAGAGGUGUCCGAGACCCCGGAAGGCGAGGUCGGCGCGGGAAGCAGUGAUGUGGGCAGCUCGCCCCGCGCGCCUCUCCGCGCGCCUGGCCCUCGUCUGGGAGAGGACAUGGAAGCUUAUGUGCUGCGGCCGGCGCUGCGCGGCCGCACGAUGCAGUGUCGCAUCAGCCGCGACAAGCGCGGCGUAGACAAGGGCAUGUUCCCUUUCUACUAUCUGUACCUGGAUGCCGCCGAAGGCCAGAAGCACUUCCUCCUGGCUGGGCGCAAGAGAAAAAGGAGCAAAACCUCGAAUUACCUCAUUUCCCUGGACCCCACAGACCUGUCUCGGGAUGGGGACAACUUUGUGGGCAAAGUCAGAUCUAAUGUCUUGGGCACCAAGUUCACCAUCUUUGACAAUGGGGUGAAUCCUGAAAGGAAGAAUUUCAUCCCGGAGACUGCUCGGAUCAGAGAGGAGCUGGGGGCUGUGUGUUAUGAAACCAACGUCUUGGGAUUCCGAGGGCCCCGGAAAAUGACUGUGAUCAUUCCAGAAAUCAAUGCCCAGAACCAGAGAAUCCGUAUCCAACCUCAAAACGAACAGGAGUCGCUAUUGAGUCGCCUCCAACGCGGGGCCCGUCAGGGGCUUGUCCUGCUGCAAAACAAAGCCCCGUCGUGGAGCAACGAGAGCGGCGCCUACGUACUCAAUUUUCACGGUCGAGUCACUCGGGCCUCGGUCAAGAACUUCCAGAUCGUGCAUCCGGAUGACCCCGACUACCUGGUGCUCCAGUUCGGCCGCGUGGCCCCAGACACGUUCACCAUGGAUUUCCGCUUCCCACUUUGCCCGCUCCAAGCCUUUGCCAUCUGCUUGUCCAGUUUCGAUGGCAAGCUGGCAUGUGAGUAAUGCAAUGAAAUGUCAUGCCCUCACCAGCUUCUGUGCCUGCUCAUUUGGAGGAAGGGCCCCCGCGAGCCUCAUUUUGCACCACCUUACUCAUAACCAACACAUCCUACUCUGCCUGCGUGCCCAGUCCUGUGCUCUGGGGAGUGGGCUUUUCAGCGACACCUACUUUCACCGGAGUCACAGUCAUGGGAGAUGGGCCUUAGACAACAACACAAAAUCAAAAUGCUCCUUUGCCACAAAGGAGAAAAGCACGUGGAGGCACAAUUCAGCUGGGUCACAUCAAGGUAUCUAUAAAAAAGUGAUUUUCACACCACGUCUGAAAAAUCACGAGGAACUAGGGCCAGAGGGGUCAGGGGCGAGAACAUCAGGGAGUAGGCACAGCUCAUACAAAGGUCAUAAGGUGAAAAGGGGGCUCGAUCGGUUUGGGAAAAUGGAAGGAGACUAGUGUGGCCAGAGCCUGGGGAACCACUGAAGAGGGGCAAGGUAUUUGAGCAUCAGAAAGACUUCUGAGUUGGAGACAUGAACUUGGAUGGGUCAUUGAAGACAUGCAUGGGUGAGAGAGAAUGAUUACAAUAUUAGCUACACUUAACUAACAUUUAUUAUUUGGUGAACAUUGUUUUGAAUAUGAACUUGGGAUGCCUGGAUGGCUCAGUUGGUGGACGGUGGGAAUCUUGAUUUCAGCGUUGUGAGUUCAAGCCUCACGCUGGGUGUGGGGGUUACUUAAAAAUAAAACCUAUUAAAAACGCAAAUAAAUAAAUAUGAACUCCUUUGGGGGUCUUACAGUCCUAUAA
Molecule: messenger RNA, 3524 nt
Organism: Mustela lutreola (European mink)
Lineage: Eukaryota; Metazoa; Chordata; Mammalia; Carnivora; Mustelidae
Gene: TULP2
Product: TUB like protein 2
Exons: 13
Coding region: 1207-2736 (509 amino acids)
Biological process (GO): protein localization to cilium
Cellular component (GO): cilium
Source: RefSeq, a predicted model, not a curated record